Podarcis raffonei (Aeolian wall lizard) is the source of this 1929-nucleotide messenger RNA. RefSeq lists its product as uncharacterized. The transcript has 11 exons. Lineage: Eukaryota; Metazoa; Chordata; Lepidosauria; Squamata; Lacertidae. Gene Ontology annotation, biological process: regulation of apoptotic process. The record is from RefSeq and is a predicted model, not a curated record. Gene Ontology annotation, cellular component: canonical inflammasome complex. Bases 1 to 1929 code for a protein of 642 amino acids.
AUGGUCUUCACACUGCGCAGGGGCGGUAAAUGCCAGCAAGCUGUCUAUGCAGGCCAUAUUGUGCCUCUUUGCAACAAGAGCCUCGCGACUUUUGGUGGAAGGGGCCAGCAACUAGCUACGGUUUUACCCCUUCCCGCUGCCCAGUCGCCCUCGGGAAAAUUCGGUCUCCCGUGCCCGCUGCUGAAGACCCUGCCGGGUCUGGGCGAGGACGACCCGAAGAAGUUCACGGGCAAACUCCGCGGGAUCCCUGUCCUGAAAGGCUAUGCCCAUUUCCCCGAAGCGUAUCCUGCUUGGCGCCUUACAGACCUGUUGAUCAGCUCCCACACUGCGUCCUGGACGGGAUGGCCGACGCACCGAGGGACAUCGAUGGCAAGGACGAGGCGAGCAGCCUGCUCCUCUCCUUCACCAGGGCAGGAGUCUGAGCUAAAGAAGUUCAAGGGCAAACUCCACCAUUUCCCCAUCCAGAAGCGCUUUGUGAAUAUUUCAAAGGAGUUGCUGGAGGAAGCAAGUGUUUCGCACCUCAGCCAGCUGCUCCUCGUCUACUAUGGCCCGGAUUAUGCCUUGGAAGUGACGGCCAGAGUUCUGAAAGCGAUCAACUGUGAGCUGCUGGCAGACAGGGAAGAUGACCUGGUCAUGCCCGCUGAUGUGGGCAGAAUGCAGAGAGAGGUGGAAAGGAACAAGCCACUGGAAGGAGUCACAAUCUCUGCUAAGAAGAUUAUCUGCAAGGGAAGGAAAGAAUUAAUUGAGAUUCUUGGAAGGGACAUUUUACAUGUGUUAUUCUCUCGCUAUAUUAUCACACGGAAAGAAUUCUGGGACUUGCUGGAAGCAGAGGAAGACUCCAAGGAGAAAAGUAAAAAAUUGCUGCGUAUGAUCCAGGGAAGGGGGGAGCAAGCUUGUUGCCAGUUCCUUGAAUGUGUAGAAAUGGAACAUCUGGGUUCCAUCCAGAAUCUGCUGCUUGCAAUACGUGGCUCGGGGCAAGAUCCAGUCCAGACUUCUGGCCACUCAGGGCUACAGUUAGAAUCCCCCCUGUUUGCAGAGGAAGGAGGAAGCACAAAGAUGGAAAACCCGGCAGGUUCUGGGGAAAGUAGCCGGGGUAGCUGGUGCCCCAGUGAGGAGCUUCCAGAAAAAAUCAAACCAGACAUGGUUUGGGACUCAGAAGGGGGUCACAAAAAAUACAGAGUGAGCUCCACAAAGGCUGGCUCCUUCUCUUGUUUAGAUUCAGAUCUCAUAUGUGAGGUGAGAGAAGCUGUGACCUUAACAUACUAUUUUGAUUCGUGGCUGAAGCUCUUGGAAGUACAGAACACUGAGGAGUUGCAUGUCGCUGGCCCUCUGCUCAACAUUCAAGUGGAUGUAGUGGAGGCUGUGACAGCCAUUCACAUCCCUCACUUCCUGUCUCUUUCAGCUGAAGACCAUUCUGGGGUCUAUAUUGCACAUUUUGUCAAAGGGGAGAUGAAGCUGGAGAAGCCAGACCGAGUGGAGCCUCAUCACGUUGUGUUGGAAAACCCCAAGUUCUCUUCCCUUGGAAUCAUUUUCAAAAAGAUGUUUAAUCAAAAGAUCAACACCGUGGCAAGGCUCUAUCAGAGACUUCGAUUCAAAAUGCUAAUAUUCCACCUAUACCUCUUACCCAAUGACCCCUCCCUGAUAAAGGCUGUGGAUGAGCAUGAAGCAAAUUGCCAUUCACAGAGACUAGAGAAACCCCCUGGGACCCUGAAAAGUCUGAAGAUUGGCACUCCCGUCUUUGUGCAGACCUUAGACGACGUCACAAUCUGGCCUGAGGAAGUGAAGCUUCAAUACCUGGAUGCUGAGAAGCUGCAGCAGUACGUGGAGCUGUCUGCUGAGCAAAUGCAAGAGAAGUUCAGCUUCACGCUGGUGGAGAAGCGCACAAAUAAGCUCAUCUGGAAGGCCCAUGUGAAACAAGGUGCAUUUUGA